AUGGAUGUUGCAAUGAGGUCGAAAGAUAUCGUAAAAGGGAAGCGAACGAAGCGUUCUAGGCCUCUAUCGCCGAUCCCUUUCAUCGUAGCAUGUAACUAUUCUGUUUACAAUGAAGAUGAUCGAGGUGGGGAUGAAGGGAGUCCGGAUGUGGAGAUGAAGAAUUAUGGUCAAUAUUUGUCACCUUCUUCGUCAUCUUCAUCCGAAUAUCAAGAAAUAACCACCGAGGAAGAAGAAGAUAUGGCCAAUUGUUUGAUCCUCCUGGCGCAAGGCCGAUCCAGAGAAUCCGAGAAAUUUACUAGUAGGAAGUUGUUGGAGAGUGGUUCAAAUGGGACAGGCAAGGCCGGGUACAUUGUUUACGAGUGCAAAACAUGUAAUAGAACAUUCCCUUUGUUCCAAGCUCUUGGUGGUCAUAGGGCUAGCCAUAAGAAGCCCAAGGCAGGAGUGUCCAUGGUUGAUGACAAAAGCACAAGGCCAUUCAAAUCAGCAUAUGAAGAAGGAGGUCCUAAUAAUAAGGUUAAGGUUCAUGAAUGUUCCUUUUGUGGGGCUGAGUUUACCUCUGGACAAGCCUUGGGAGGGCAUAUGAGAAGGCAUAGAGGGUCAAUAGGUACUAGUAGUAAUCUUAAUGUUAUUACAACUAACACCCCCUUGCCUUUGACAAUGGAAUCUGAUAAACCUCAGAAACCAAGAAAUGUUUUGUCUUUAAGCUUGGAUCUCAAUCUUCCCGCCCCGGAAGACGAUGACCGGGAAUCCGAAUUCGCCUUUGGUUCCAAGCAACAACAGCAAUCCGUUCUUGUCUUCCCAGCCCCCACUUUGGUGGAUUGUUUUUACUAAGCAAGGUUAAAGUUUUUUUUCCUUUUUUUCAACUUAUUCAAACAUUUAUUUAUACAAUUGACCCAAAGCUGAAUUGUUUUUUUUUAAUU
Messenger RNA from Hibiscus syriacus, 920 nucleotides. RefSeq names its product zinc finger protein ZAT5-like. Lineage: Eukaryota; Viridiplantae; Streptophyta; Magnoliopsida; Malvales; Malvaceae. Bases 1 to 831 code for a protein of 276 amino acids. The transcript has a single exon. The record is from RefSeq and is a predicted model, not a curated record.